GUUUUAUAUUACAUUGCAGAAACCUGAUGAGUUUAUUUGAUACUGAAACAAAUAUCAACACACUGAACGUGAUAUUUAGCGAGAUAUAAGCUACAGAAUAGGAAGAUCAGUGAUUUUGUUGACAAACAGAAGACCAAAGAAAAUGCACCAAGUUUUUGAAAGUACAGAUUGCUUCAAAAUGAACGAAAAGUCAAAGAAUAUUGAAAGACGCAAGAAUGCAACACUCGGCACAAGCAAUAGUGGAAAUACUUAUCCAUUGAAUCGGGAUGCAAAAACCAACCAGUCAACUAGCUGUGAAAAAGAAAACCAGACAGCAGACAUCCAGAGCACGAGUCGAAGUGAUGUCUGUCACUGUUUACCAAAUUAUGUGUAUCCCGAGCAUAAAACGUCACCUCUAUGUGCUGGUGGAACGCGAAAUGGAAAUUUCAACUACAAAAAACAAAGCUGCGGUGGCUUCAACAUGAAAAUUAACGUACCUGCUUUCUUCAAGUUAGCUCUUUUUGUUCUAAUGUUGGACAAACUAAAUGUGUCGGCGACACCACUUUUGCAACGCAUGGCGGACCAGAAUGAUUGGCCUGCGGUUUAUGCAAAUCUUCCACGACGUGUGUUUGCUUCAAACGAUUUGCGUAUACAAGAAACUGAAGAUAACAGCAUGAGCAAAGAUUUCGAAGAUUUCAUUAGCCGUCUAACGCAACAAGCCACCAGAAACCGAAGAUCAGCUCCCCAGUGUGACAAAGUAAAAAGAAACCUUUUGAGUCUGCUACAACACGCCAUCGAAACAGCGAACAACGCGUACCGAAGUCCACGAAAAAGGCAUGCGCCAAUGCGAAUUGUCAGCCGAUCGUGGGGAAGCUUUUGCCAGUACGUUCACGAUAGACUGAAGUCAACGUACUGCCUGGUUCACAAUCACCCGUGGUUGUUCAGAGAGUCGACCGAUGGGAUAUUAGGAACCAUAGACACUAUGAUACUGCUUCUUCAACAAGAUAUGAACAUAAUUGCAAGCAGCGAUUCAACAUUUUCAUACAAUCACUUUGAUAAGUCAAGAUUGACUUGCCCAUUAAGCAACCUAAGCGACAGGGAGGCAGAGAGUCUGGUUAAAGAAGAACUUUUCAGUGUCGCGGAUCUUCUAAGGAGAGCCUGCUUAUAGUAUUCUAACCCGACCCUCGAUUGACGUCAACCUGCCACCGUCUUCACAACCAUCUGAAACGUUUCAAUGAAAAAGUUUCAUUCUAUCUAUUUAUUGUUUCUUGUUAUUUCAUUGUACCAGCUACUAUUGUUGUCGCGUCCUUGCGUCCAGAUAUACGUGGCCGUACCUUUAUUUGCACAAUGUUUUUAUUCAGUAUUCUUUACCUGUACGCACAAGUGGGUUAUAUAAGCAACAUCGAAAGUGAACGAAUUUAUCGUGACAAGACAUGACCACUUUUAUUGUUCGUUGUUUAAUGUUGUUGCGUGCGCACGAUUGACCACUGCCACAAAAUGUAUCGGCCGUAAACUUGCCAUGCUUAUUAGGCGGCCAGCAUGCAUGCCACUUAUUUUACCAACCGUACUUAUUAUUUUGUUUGAUCGUUGUUCGUUACACCCAUUUCCGAUAAUAUAGGCAACCACUGUACACUUUA
Ciona intestinalis (vase tunicate) is the source of this 1616-nucleotide messenger RNA. RefSeq lists its product as uncharacterized. NCBI's taxonomy places the organism in Eukaryota, Metazoa, Chordata, Ascidiacea, Phlebobranchia, Cionidae. The record is from RefSeq and is a predicted model, not a curated record.